UCCCAUUUAUGAUGUUAAAUCGCAUUGGCUUAAGUCAAACAAAGCCAUAGCAACCGUUAAAUCAACUAGUUAAAGUUUCUAGUGUUAUUCCUGCCACAUUUUCGCUAAACACCAACCAACAAUGAAACUCAACAUUUCGUUCCCCGCCACUGGGUGCCAGAAACUCGUCGAAAUCUGCGACGAGCCAAAACUCCGCAUCUUUUACGAGAAACGCAUGGGUCAGGAAAUCGACGCUAGUCCUUUAGGCGAGCAAUGGAAGGGCUACAUCUUGCGGAUAUCCGGAGGCAACGACAAACAAGGCUUUCCCAUGAAACAGGGCGUCCUCACCUCCACUCGCGUCCGUCUCCUGCUCUCAGGAGGCUCCUGCUACCGCCCCCGGCGCGACGGCCAACGCCGCAGGAAAUCGGUGAGAGGAUGCAUCGUGGAUGCCAAUUUGAGCGUUUUGUCUUUGGUGGUGGUGCGUAAAGGCGAUCGCGAUAUCCCGGGGCUGACCGACGUGACGGUGUUGCGGAGGUUGGGGCCGAAGAGGGCUUCGAAUAUCCGUAAGUUGUUUAAUUUGAGCAAGGAGGACGAUGUGAGGCAGUACGUGGUGAAGCGACCGCUUCCGGAGAAGGAAGGGAAGCGACAGAGGUUCAAGGCGCCGAAGAUCCAGAGGUUGGUCACACCAACGAGUUUGCAAAGGCAGAGGAGGAGAUUGGCGCUGAAGAAGCAGAGGAGUUUGAAGAAGAAGAUGCAACUGCAGGCUUUCCAUAAGUUGCUAGCGCAGAGGAAGAAGGAGUCCAAGGUUAGGAAGCAGGAGAUGAAGAGGCGCCGAUCGGUGAGCUUGUCCAGGAAGGAGGAAAAGUAGCUAUUUUUCAUUUUGUUUCGAUAUUUUUACUAAUGUUCACUGUAGGAUAAUUUUUGUGUUCUUUCAAUAAAUCGUUUCAGUUUCUGUUUUUGGUGAAAAUGCACAAAUCUAUUUCUAUUUAUAAAUAAAUUCAUAAAAUUGAUACCGAUAUCUGCCAUCACGUUAUUUUGGUAUUAAAACCUUUGUCCAAUAAUGCAAAUUUUAAGGGUUUCCAUUUGAAAAAAUAUAACUUCAUGUAAGCUAUAAUCUUUAGUGUAUAAUCUAGAAAAAAGAAAAAGGCAAUAUCUCUAAUAAUAAACAAGUUAUGGGGCGUCAGGUCAGGAUAUUCGGUAAAAUGUUCCUGCGUUCAAUUAACUGAUGCGUGAUUUAACCGUGGAAGUUUUUCCAAUACAAAAAUUUACUUUUCGAUCGAAAAGAACAAUUUUAUCCAAGGAUAGCAAUAGGGUUUUUUAUUUUCAUGAAUUGGUUAGUGCAGACUGCGACAAUAUGACAACGCUUGUGUUUGCUUCCACAUCUCGUUGCUUUUUGUUUUUCAAUGCUUUGAAUAAUGCAUAAACACAUAUACGUUUAAAAUUCAAGAAAACAGUUUGAAAGGAUAUUGUGUUAAAUGUGUGAUUUAAAGUGUUUUACAAACAUUUGUUUCAUAAAAGCACCACUCCUGUUUAAUAAACAUUGUACUAUAAAUGGUGAAGUUUAUAAGAAACUAGUAAUUUUUGUUUGUUUCUCUGCACAUUGAAAGGCUCUGAAUUAUAAUAUAAGUGAUGGGAGAAAAGGGAUCAUUUAAAUUUAAAUUAUUAACAAAACAUGAGAAAAUCAUUAAAACCUCGAUUAAAACUAAUUCCAACAGUGUUCGCGACAUUCUCUUGCCUAUUUUAUGGAUUAUGUGCUUAAAUAUUGCAUUUUCUUAUGAAUUAUAUCUUGUUCUAAACUAGAUUAAUUGCGUUGGAAGAAAAUAAAAGAAGGUAAAGAACUCACUCGUCGAAUAAAUUUAAAUAUUUGAUCUUGUACUUCUAGAGCUGGAAGAUUCGUUUUAAAUCAGUCUCCCCAUCUGUCUAAUUGGUAAUUAAAAACGCCUUUUUUAAGUUUUUCUUUAUUGUCUUUAUUCACUUUCCCCGCACCAGCUUACAGAUUACCACUUAUUUUAAAGACUUGAAAACACCAAUUAAUGCAAUUUAAGCCUUCAUGUCUGUGUAUAAACUACAAACAUUGUGGUUUAAUUUAAAGUUUCAAGAACGCGAAAAUGCUUUUGGUCUUUAAUUAAGGACAACCAAAAUUUACUCAUUUUAUUCUAGAGCGCUUGUUUAUAGCAACAGAAAAAUCGCCCUUCAAUCUUGAUUCCACCGUGAGCUCCCCAUCAAUUUAUCACUUAAUGAAUAAAAGACGCAGCCAAAGUGCCAUCACCUUGCUGUAAUGAAUAAAACCCCACACUUUGUAGCUUUCACAAAAUGCAUCAAAUUAAUCGCAUUAUUUUUCUUCAACAAAAAGUGCCUACAUUUAUAUUAUAAAGCUCAAGUGUCACGCAAAGCACAUUAGCAGAUACAUCAAUUAAUUAUUACAAGUGGCGCAGUUGAAUAUUUAUGUUUUAAUUCUUUGUUCGUAGUGACAUUUCUUCAGUGUUACUUUUAUGAUUUAUUAGGUAAUUUGUUUUUAAUUGGAUUUAUGACUGCGGAAAGUCAUCAAGAAUUGUUACACUCACUGUUGAGUAAUUCAUUUUUACGGUUGUGGCCUCAAAGCUUUGCCGUUUUUAUCGUUUUAAAAAUUAAUAAUGGUGGAAACUUCGUUAACAGCGAAUUUUCACCCAAAAUUUCGGCCGGAAAAUUACCCGCAACCACUGGGGAUGAGGGCAAGCGUCGAUUAUUCGAGCGUAAUAUGUCCCAAAACGCAGUGGUUGCACCCUUUUUGUUUAUUCAUUUGGAAUGUAUGAGUUUUGUUCACAAAUGGCAAAAGCGUUUUAUUAAUUUAUCAACUGAUUUUAAUGCCUGGCUUUAUAAAAUGGAAAUUCUUGCUCGGAACCACUUUUGUGGUAGAAAAACAUGAUGAAAUCUCUGGGAAUAUUUAAAAAGUUGGAGGCAGAAUUGUCGUGGCAACAGCUUUCGGCAGUCAAUAAAAAGAUUCGCAACAGCUGAGAUUUUGUUAUUAUUUUAUCUAGAACGCAGUAAUUUUGCCUGUUCUCUGCGAUGCUCCACAUAUUUGACGGGCACGACGAUUUUAAGAGGAUUUGCUUUUUAUAAAAACAUUGCCAAGUGGUUGACUCAUUAUUUUUCAACGUUGUGAAAUGCCAGGCUUUAGAAGGAGUAACAAAGGUCGGAGGGGAUUGUUUGAUAAAGACAAAGGUGUCCACAGGAUCACACAGAUUUAGGCUAACUCGGGAUCAAUAUCUGGGUGUUUCAGGAAACAUCACGUUAUAUCCUUUUAUUUAUUGUUUCACUGCCUUAUUUAUAAUCCAGCGGAGUUAAACUCUGUUAAAGUUAAACAAACUUCGAGUUUUAUUAAUUAGAUAGAGGACGGAAUGAUGUAUAACUUGCAUAACUAAUUCCAGGAGUAGCCUGUUAAAAAGUCCAACGUAAAUUUAAAUUGAAGCACAUACACAUCCACGCACACAUUCAAGGAUUCAAAUUUAUUUGCUACAAAAAAUUUAAUUCCAUACUUUAGUGUUAACGCUAGAGCGAGGAGAUAAAUUCAUUCAAAGAUGAAUCAUUUGCGGGGGUGGAAUACGUAAUUUGACUUUAUAACUAUUUCAAUUUCUUCAACUUUAAACUUUCUCGAAAAAUGAAAGGCGAUAAGUUUAAAAAAAUAUUACCUAUUUUUUAUUAAAUUCAGUGUACGUAUAUUUGGCCCCUGAGGCGUGAAAUCAACUUGGAAAUUGGAUGAAACUAAGCGACUAAUAACUAUUAUCCUUAUUUAUACAACGUGUUUCAAAGCGUGCGUAUACAUAGAGAAAAUACGUUUAAUUUCCUCUGGCUUGUUCCUGCUUAACAAUUUAAUCUUAUUUCCAUGUUUUCUGGAUAGUUUAACGAGAUAUGCAACAAGAUGGAUACACCGAAAAAUAAAAUAAAUAAAACCCUAGAUAGGUACUGCAAAAUCUCAAAUCAUUGCUUUUUCAUUUUUUUAUGAUUUAUUUUAGAAAAAAUAACAUUACAACUUUACAAGUCGUACAUUUUCUGAAGAAAUAAGUAACUAGUCUAUUUGUAGCACACAUAUUUUCUCAAAUGCCAAAGUUAAUAAAAAUUUCCGUUAUUUGAAAGCUACUCGUCCAUCUUUGCAUCGAUAACUUUAAAUUUUGAACGAUUCGAGCCGGCUGACCCCAUUUCUUAUUCGUUUCCUUGAUUGCAUUUAAAAAUUGAAAAUAACGAGCGAUUAUCGUCUCGUACGUUUGACUGGCAAUCCGAAUGUAUUAUCGCGCCUCAGUAUGUAAAUAUAAAGCAAAGCAACUUAUCAGCGGCUAUUAUAAAAAUCAUUUCGAAAUAAAAAGUUACGACGUCCGAUAACGCCUUGGAUAAUUAAUAAUAAUAGCAGCGUGGAUUUUUAUGCAUAUUUACCUCUUCGAGUUGCACAACAUUAUCAAGAGGAUAUGCAAAUAGACCAAGUGUGACAGAAAUAUUGUAUCAACAACUUUCUCUCCUUCUGACACAAAUGUCAGUAGCGGCGAAAAAUUAUCGCGGUAUUGAAGAUAAGAAUUUCAUAAACAAAAAGUGGGAAUCCUACAGACUUGAAAUUCCUAUAAAUCCUCAAAGAAACCACUUCUGUUGGUGUAGUUCGUCAAAGGAAAACUACAGAAUGGUGCGUGUUGUGUUUGCUUUCUGUGUCAUUAUUGCCAGCGCUCUGGCGAUAGAAUCAAAUUUUUACAGAGAAGAGGCGUGCGCCAAAGUGGGGGGAUAUUGUGUCCUGCAAUCUGAAUGUCCACAUUCAGUAAGUGACGACCAAAAAGGCCUCUGUGCUGGCCAGAAAAAGGACGGUGCAGUUUGCUGCCCAAACUUUCCAGAGCAAGAUGUGAACUGCCACCAACUCCACCACGGUUGUUCCGAUCGUUGCCCCAAAAAUCUAAGUCUAGGGCGUAAAGGGUGCACUGAUGGCAAAACUUGUUGUGUUCUAGUUGUAUAAAUGUAAGAAAGGAAUAAAGAAUUUAUUGGUUUAUGA
This is a messenger RNA of Tribolium castaneum (red flour beetle), 4984 nucleotides long. Its product is annotated as small ribosomal subunit protein eS6. NCBI's taxonomy places the organism in Eukaryota, Metazoa, Arthropoda, Insecta, Coleoptera, Tenebrionidae. The transcript is spliced from 4 exons. Gene Ontology annotation, cellular component: ribosome. The coding region runs from base 122 to 847 and encodes 241 amino acids. The record is from RefSeq and is a predicted model, not a curated record. Gene Ontology annotation, molecular function: structural constituent of ribosome. Gene Ontology annotation, biological process: translation.